AUGAAGAGAACAGAAAGGACAGGGAGUGUUCAGUUGCGCAAAAACGCAUAUUCUCGUGGUUCCGGAGUGACAGCCACCACCAAACUCAUGAUGGCCACUGUCAUAGUGGUGAGUGUGAUCCUUGGGGCUUGCAUAGUAGCAGCUGCUUAUGCUGCCAGACAGUCCACCUGUCACUGUGGCAACCCUGGUGAAGGGUUGCCAGCUGAGGCUGCAUUUGCCACAUUUGACAGACUCUCAGUGGCCCCAACUGAGCCAAAGAAUGAGGAGAUCCUCAUUGUGGCCAAUGAAGUGCCUGCUGUUUCCACUGAGGAUCCCACCACCACUUCAAGUGGACUGGUUGAGGCUGACAAGGAAAAACAGAAGGAAGAGCCAGUAGCACAAAAGGAAUCCGAUGACAGUUCUGAAGAACCCAAGGGCAACAAGAAGAAGAAGAACAAGUCCAGAAAGAACAAGAAGAACAAGAACAGGCGCAAUAAGAACCGCAGAGGCAACCAUAACAAGCCUUCUGAUGAUGAUGAAGAUAAUGACUCUGAUUCUGGACCAGUCAUCUUCCACCUUGACGACCUUGCCAGGACAAUUUUGGAGCACGAAGAAAGAGCCAUGAUGAACUGCGUGUUGGAGAAGCGCCGCCAGCCGACGUUUUUGCCCUUCGAGGCCCAGAGAUCACUCAAGGUCUUCUGCCGUGGCGGCCGUGAUGAACCUUUCGGUCCAGUGGUCGCCAUUGCUUCCAGAGGUUUGAGCUACAAUUACAAAGCAAAUUUUUCUGGGAAAUUGAGAAAAAAUGUGAAUGGUGAUAUUCUGGGGCUUAAAUGGCUACUCAUACGAUUUGGAAUGAUGCUGAACUUGGAGGCAUGGGUACAUGGUGGACCAGAACUUUCUGGGGAUAGUCUGAGUCUGUCUCUAGUGGACCACAGUAGUGAAGGAACAACCACAACAAUGAAUCCCAUUGCAGAAAAGCUGUUGGACCUCACUCGAUCCAUUAUGCAAGCAUCUAAAACCCAAGCUCCAGUAUCUCAACCAAAGAACAGCAUGUAUGCUAGAACACCCCAUCAGCUCCACCCCAUGGUCACAGGACAGAUUGUACCCCAGCGCAGUCAAAACCUGCUCAGAAAUGCACCGUCUGCAUCAGCUGCCCUCACCAGCAAUGAUGUAAAUCCAGACAAAACCAUGCCGAAAAACGUAGACAUGCAGCACUUGAAGGAAAUUUUCAGGGAAGCCCUCCGGGUUCUCGAAGCACCCGAAACCAAGACCCCGAUUCCCUCAGCAGCCAACACCCCAAGCAACCCAGAAUUGCGCCUCAAACUCAGACUAGUCCCAACCCCUUCCCCUCGGGUUCCUCAUCAUCUUCAUCAUCAUCAACAACACAACCCCAUCCCAAACCAUAAGGGCAAUAACCCCCUUGCUCAAUACACCUUGCGCUACUCUCCAUCACGUGGCUCAGCACGAAACCCACCACCACCGACGGUCAGAACAAUGGUCGUACCCAUCAAGAAGAUCCCGCCUCCGUCGCCGAAACCCUCGCAGAAAAUGGCCUUUACUGUCGUGAUCCCGUCCAAAAUCCACAUUCCAACCACCAGUAAACCGAAGAUACUCAGUCCCAAGGAAACUAAAGCCUCGGGGAAAUUUCUCGCCCUGGUAAAACCCAAACCCCCACCUCCGAAACCCACUCAACCCCGCGCAAAACCCACGACUAACGCAAAAACAACACCUCGAAAGACGCCGAUCGUCACGACAACGACCAUGACUAAAAAGAGAGCCCAGGAGACCCGAAAACCCAGCAGCAUCAGCAUCGUGACAUCGCAAAAAUCCUCGCCGAAAGUUCGAGAAAUGAAAAUAAUAACGACGAGACCGACGGAAAGCACUUUCGAAGAGCUCCUGAACAAGGCAACCCAAGGGGAUUUUCUGGAUCUCACGGACCGAAAACGGCACUUUCUCAAGCCCUCCAUCAGACACACCCUCAUGCCGAUUUCGCCAGAGACUUCUGCCAAAAUGCAAAGAAACAAUAAACCGCAUCAAGCUAAUAAUAAAAAUAAUAACAAUAAGAAACCGCCGUCUUCGGAGUUCCUCGUCCGCGCGGCUUCAAAUCAUCAUCAAUCGUCAUCCGAACCCAGUUCAACCAUCACUCCAUCAACUGAAACCCCGACCACAAUCAGCACCACGAUGCACCCAGUCACGGGUGCCCAUCGUCGUCGACUGGAAUACAAAAGCUUCCCCAUGCAGCCCAUCAUCGGAUCCCACAACCCGAGUCUGGAGUUCUACUUCCAAACCCCGGUCCCGCCUUCGGUAGUCUACACGGUGGGUUCCGGGUCGCGUUACGGGGUUCUGGAUCCCCGGGUCCAGCAGAACGUUGCCCACCCGUUUUUCGGCUCGUCUGCAACCAGUAGCUUUCUACUGCCGGAAUUGACAUUCGAACCAUCCACGAUAACAUCAACGACUGAAUCAACAACAACAAGCACCACAUCCUCAACAUCACCCACAACAACGGAAAGCGCGAAACAACCCGAGAAAACUGGCGAGGAUUCGAUGAACAAUAUCAAGUUCAUGUACCCAUCAAUGACGCCGAUAAUCACGAGGAUUCAUCAACAUCAUCCGCCCGAGGCAGUGAUUAGCAACCUGAUGAUGGAGCACCCGGACAAUUACGCGUACCACAAUAACCCGCCGGCAUCCGUCGCGGAAGAAAUCCUGCCUUCGGGGCAUCAAGAACCCGUCAUCCACAGCGACGUGCCAGGGAUGGAAGAAUAUUCCGACUAUUACGACGGCACGGCGAUGAUGACGACGUCGGCGUCGCCAGUGAACGUCAUUUACCACGCGAAACCCUCGCCUGGGGUCCGGAAGCGAUUCCGCGGAAACCGGAAGAGGGAUCGGAAUUUUUUAAUGCGGAAAUACUGGGGGUCGUCAUCGGCGAAUAACAAGAAUUCCGGGGAUUACCCGCAGCAUCAGCCGGGGUUCUUCGAAACGCGCCAACGCAGGAAGAUCAGUGGUCGGCAUCAAGGAAGGCGCCGGGCAUCGCCGCCACUGAUGAGACCGAUGAUGAGUGGCGGUCAUCGUCGCCAUAGCGGAGUGGAGUUGCCGAAGCCUGAGCACUUGUUGGAGGCGUUGCAGAGGCCGGUGGCGGUGUUGCCGCUGCAGUUCAAGAGGGACGCCACUGCUACGGGCGGCGGCGGCGCUCUGCAGAGACGAGGGUUCCAUCGGAAGGACCUGUAUAAUCGGGCGACGGCGUCGGCGGCGGCGGUGAUGGCGGCGCCGGCGAGGAUCAGGCCGCUGCUGAGGCGGCCGAAUUAUUUCAAGAGGUCCAUGCUGAUGAGCCCGCUCGCGAAGGCUACAAAUAACACGGGGGACGAUGUUAGCUUUAUCCUGCACAAAUGGAUGAUUUGGCGACUGCGAAAAGGCAGCGGAAUCCGUGCAAAAACCCAUUGUUUCGACGACUCUAGUCCGAACAGGGUGCUCAAAAAUAUAGGACUGGACAAUGUGGAAUCCAAAGAAACCACCACCACCGCAUCUUCUCAGCUUGCAGAACACAACAGCAAGGAAUCCCUGAAGGCAUUUCUGACUCAUCAGAUGGGAAAAUAUGCCAAUAAGCAGAACAAGUCGCACAACAAUUUGCCGGAAGACGAAGCUCAUCUGGAGUCCAUGGACGGACUCGGUCAAAUCGUUCCAGACAAUGAGACGAAGGAAAACAACGUGCUGAAGUCAAUCAACUGACCGUGAAUAUUUAACGUCGAUCGAACAAAUUCCUCGUUUCUGUUACUUUCCAUCAAGAAUCAUACGAGAAUUUCUCUAUAUUGCUGGAAUGAACGUGAAUGACUUCAGAAGAGCCUUUGUUUUUAUUUCAUUUUACAAAUUGUGGUUCAGCGUUUUCAGACAUUUUCCGCUCAACGAAUUAAUCCGCGAAAAGUCGCUGCGGUUUCAGCUAACAUUGAAUUCAAUCCGCCAUCUUCUUCAUAUAAUGAAUUUAAAUGAACAAAAAAGAAUCCAAACCAUUACAGAUCGAACUC
Molecule: messenger RNA, 3995 nt
Organism: Notodromas monacha
Lineage: Eukaryota; Metazoa; Arthropoda; Ostracoda; Podocopida; Cyprididae
Source: the annotation of a GenBank genome assembly